This is a messenger RNA of Periophthalmus magnuspinnatus, 1424 nucleotides long. It is a transcript of the gene tm7sf2, whose product is annotated as transmembrane 7 superfamily member 2. Lineage: Eukaryota; Metazoa; Chordata; Actinopteri; Gobiiformes; Gobiidae. The transcript is spliced from 11 exons. Gene Ontology annotation, molecular function: oxidoreductase activity, acting on the CH-CH group of donors, NAD or NADP as acceptor. The record is from RefSeq and is a predicted model, not a curated record. Gene Ontology annotation, cellular component: endoplasmic reticulum membrane; nuclear inner membrane. Gene Ontology annotation, biological process: sterol biosynthetic process. Bases 95 to 1357 code for a protein of 420 amino acids.
CCUCCGUCCAGGUUCUGUAUGUGCAGCUGAGGUGCUGUACCUACAGUCCUGAUCAUAUCUACAGUCAUUACUACGGUUCACAUCUCAUCUGACAAUGAAGCGUGCAGACAAAUCAUCGCACACUGUUGAGAGAGAAUUUGGAGGAACUCUUGGUGCCGUUUGUAUCCCUGUCUUCCUCCCAUUGACGGUGCUGUUUCUUAUUGGUGUGAGUCGGACUCCUUCAGCCAGCCUCUUCCAGUGGCCUCCUCCCUUCCCCUCUUCUGAGCAGCUGUGGCACCCUCUGGUCCCUGUGCUGCUGCUAGGAUGGAUAGGCCUGCAUGCACUUCUGUACCUGCUGCCUCUGGGGAAGAUGUCAGAGGGACUAGAGCUGAAGAAUAAGACACGCCUCAAGUAUCCUAUAAAUGGUUUCCAUGCCAUGUGCAUCAGUGUGGGGCUGAUUCUGCUGUUGCUAAAGCUUGGUGCUCCUCUGGGCCGGCUCUUUGAGCUGCUGCCCCCUCUGGCCGUGUGUGCCAUUGUGCUGUCAUUCUUCUUCUCGGUUUUCCUCUAUGCACGCUCCUUUUCAGUCCCCUCCGACGCACUCGCUCCAGGGGGCAACACAGGGAAUCACUUGUAUGAUUUCUUCAUUGGGCGGGAACUAAACCCUCGGAUUCAGGAUUUUGACCUAAAAUAUUUCUGUGAGCUGAGGCCAGGUCUUAUUGGAUGGGUGGUGAUUAAUCUGGGUUUACUAAUGAAGGAGGCGGAGCUUCAAGGUUCCCCAUCCCUCGCCAUGGUCCUUGUCAAUGGGUUCCAGCUGUUGUAUGUCGGGGACGCUUUGUGGAACGAGGAGGCCGUUCUCUCCACUAUGGACAUUGUUCACGAUGGUUUUGGGUUCAUGCUGGUGUUUGGAGACCUGGUUUGGGUGCCCUUUACCUACAGUUUACAGGCAGCUUUUCUAGUUGUCCACCCGCAGUCACUCAGUUGGUUUGGAGCAGCUGUUAUAAUAGCACUUAAUGGGAUCGGGUAUUAUAUCUUUAGGAGCUCAAAUUCACAGAAAAAUCAGUUCAGAAGAGAUCCAAACCAUCCAAAAGUUUCAAAGCUGAAAACCAUCCCGACAGCAUCAGGGAAGAAGUUGCUCGUGUCCGGAUGGUGGGGUUUUGUUCGUCAUCCCAAUUACCUCGGAGACCUCCUCAUGGCCCUGGCCUGGUCCCUGCCAUGUGGGUUUUCAAAUCUCCUGCCGUACUUCUACGUCAUAUACUUCACCAUCCUGUUGAUCCACAGAGAGGCGCGAGAUGACAGACAGUGUAAGAUCAAAUAUGGAGCGUCCUGGGACUCCUACUGCAAACAGGUCCCCUACAGGAUAUUUCCAUAUAUUUACUAAAUAAACACCAGUAAAAGAUGAAAUACAUUAUAUAGUUAACAUUACAUCCUGUACUUGCAUAAACAGC